Messenger RNA from Bemisia tabaci, 8920 nucleotides. Its product is annotated as frizzled-5. NCBI's taxonomy places the organism in Eukaryota, Metazoa, Arthropoda, Insecta, Hemiptera, Aleyrodidae. Gene Ontology annotation, cellular component: plasma membrane. The record is from RefSeq and is a predicted model, not a curated record. Gene Ontology annotation, biological process: canonical Wnt signaling pathway; non-canonical Wnt signaling pathway. Gene Ontology annotation, molecular function: Wnt receptor activity; Wnt-protein binding.
CAAUUCUCAAUUGCUCGGUGAUUUUGCAUGUCCGUGAGGACUUUCUUUCUCGCUUUCUGAAAUCGUGAAAUGACUUUCAGUACUGUUGUGCUUCAGGACUUAAUGUGGAUAGUAUGUCAACACGUGUCACUUCUCCGUGAAUAUCAUUUUCACCUCAGUGGUAUCAUCGUUUCUAAACUUCUUGAACUUUUCUCAAUCGGAUUGCAUUCUCCUGUCGUGGGUCUGGUUUAUCAUCAGAUCCAUUCUGUUUGCAGAUUCAAAAUUUGGAUCUUCACACAAAGUAGAAAAAAACAAAGCAGUGAAGUAUUAGUCAGGGAAAUUGGAUGCGGGAGAUAAACCAGUUUUCACGAUGUAAUUACUGACAUAAUUCCACCAGUUGUACCUCCAGAAUAUAUCUGUCAAGAAACGAAUGAUGGAGACGAAGUAGACAAAUUUCUCUACACUCUCCCAAACUGUCGAAUAUCAUGUCCAUCUCGUCCCCAACUUUCAACAAUAUGUUUAAAGCUAGAGCAAGUGUAUUUUGGAUUCUGUUGCUAUUCGAAUGCAGUAACGCAGACCUGCAACCAUUAGUGAUGGCCCAUGCUCUGAGCAACGAGCAGACGCAAGGGCCUUUGGCCAACUCUAAAACGCACGGUGCGCCCUCCAGUGGUGGCUCGUCGCGAUGUGAGGUGAUCACCAUCCCCAUGUGUCGAGGAAUCGGCUACAACGUGACCUCCAUGCCGAACGAGUUGAAUCAUGACACACAGGAGGAGGCCGGACUGGAAGUGCACCAAUUCUGGCCUUUGGUCGAGAUCAAAUGCUCGCCAGACCUUCUGUUCUUCCUGUGCUCAAUGUAUGCUCCGAUAUGUAUAGAAGAAUACCUCCAACCGCUUCCGCCGUGCCAGAGUGUCUGUGAACGAGCCAAAGCUGGCUGCGCACCAUUAAUGCUCUCCUAUGGCUUCAGCUGGCCAGACAAAAUGGCAUGCGACAAGUUUCCUCAACACAAUGACCCGGAAAACCUCUGCAUGGAGCAGCCGGACCACGUAGACCUGUCCUCACACGAGCUCGAGACGGCCUCAGCGUCGGCUGUGCCCAAACCCACCAAGAAACCUUCAGGUAGUAAGAAGAGCUGUCCUGCGGGCAAAACGGGAAAGCAAUGUAAGGAAUCCUUGCCUGGUGGCUCGUUCCAGUUUAACACAGAGUGCUCAUGCAAGUGUAAACCACCAUUGUUGGCGAUCCAGAAAGAGUCUCAGUGGUACAACCGAAGUAGUGUCUCUGUGGCAGGUAUCACUAAUUGUGCCUUUCCGUGCCACGGCGUCUUCUUCAACCCAGAGGAAAGGGAGUUUGCCACCCUGUGGAUCGGUCUAUGGUCAGGUCUAUGCUGUGUCUCAACUUUGAUGACUCUAACGACGUUUCUCAUCGAUACGGAGCGAUUCAAGUACCCCGAGCGACCUAUUGUUUUUCUCUCCGCCUGUUACUUCAUGGUAUCAAUCGGUUAUUUAAUCAGGGUGUUCCUCGGUCAUGACAGGGUGGCCUGUGAUGGGCUCAUGAUCCAGUACAGCGCUUCAGGUCCAAUUCCUUGUACUCUAGUCUUCCUUCUGAUCUACUUCUUCGGCAUGGCUUCGUCCAUCUGGUGGGUGGUCCUGUCCUUCACAUGGUUCCUAGCCGCUGGCCUUAAGUGGGGCAACGAAGCCAUCACUAGCUACUCGCAAUGUUUCCACUUGGCCGCCUGGCUAAUCCCAACGAUUAAAUCCAUUGGAGUCUUGGUCAUGGCUGCCGUCGAUGGGGAUCCUGUUGCCGGUAUUUGCUACGUCGGAAACCAGAACGCCGACAAUCUUCGGUUGUUCGUUCUCGGUCCACUCAUGGUCUACCUUUUCCUGGGCACCUCAUUCCUCCUCGGUGGCUUCGUGUCGCUUUUCCGCAUCCGCAACGUAAUCAAGCAGCAAGGCGGCCUCAACGGCCGGAGCAAGGCUGAUAAGCUAGAGAAGCUCAUGAUACGGAUCGGCAUCUUCAGCGUGCUGUACACAGUGCCGGCCACCAUCGUUUUAGCGUGCCAUCUCUAUGAGACAACGUUCUAUCUAGAUUGGAUGAAGCCGCUUGUCUGUUCCUGCAACGAGCCCGCGGUGCUCAACCAUCGGACUCGUUUCAGGCCUGUUUACUCAGUUCUCAUGCUCAAGUACUUCAUGACUUUGGCCGUCGGAAUUACCUCAGGGGUAUGGAUCUGGUCAAGUAAGACUCUGGGCUCAUGGAAGCGGCUCUGGAGGAAGAUCUUUGGGAGCUCAACGAGCCCUCGUCCGGUGUUGACUAACCCUGGGGUCGGGAAUCCUGGGCAGAAAAGAAUGCUAGUCAAGCAGUACGGCAUCAUCACGACGCCGUCGCCCGGGCCGGGCGCUUGUGGCUCCCUCCUGGGCCCCCUCCCGCACAUCGUGCCCAACGCUCACGGGGCCCAUCACUACCCAUCCCAUCUAGUCGCCAACAAAACACCCCUGAGCCACGUAUGACAGCAACGACCUGGUCUGACGGAACCGAAACUCUACUCAGAUUAUGAGUGCGUUUUAGAGGAUGGCAGUCGCACCGGUCUCAGCAACUACGGACCUUUGUGAAUUCCUCAUUCGUAGCUCUCAGUUAGCUUAAAACUAUUGAGUCAUUCUCAAAGUGCGCUCCAAUAAUCUGCCCAUUUUGAACCUUCUAACACUGCACCAUCCUCUUUACGAAGCAUCAUUGAAGCAGCAGCGAGAUUGCCUCAGUAACAUAACUAAUGAUAUCACCAAUAAUUAUCCGUUAACGAUGUUACUCAAGUUGACCUGCGUAACGUUUCCUUUAUGUCAGUUAUUACAGUUCAAAGUCACUCAACUUCUAGUGCUACAACCAGCUCGACAUUAGCUCAUAAUGCAACUUAAUCCCUCGAUUAUCUGAUGUAUUGUGGCAGAAGCCCAACCUGGGUACCGGAAACGCCAGGCAACUCAAAUGCACUAAGUCCAUAGGUAACUGCGUAUGGUGUAUAUAUGGAUAAAAACGAAGGAAACCUCCCCAAAAAACGAUCAAAAAAAAUUAUGCGUAAGCGUUCCUUAUUUUCAUGCCAGAUAAGUGAUGAGCAGAUAAUCGAGGUAUUACUUUAUCUCAAAAACGAUUAUGCAGUAAAGGGAUUAUACAGAAACCCAUGACUUUUCAUUGGGUUAGCGAGGGUGUCAGACUGUAUUCGAGUUAACACAAGUGUCACAUAUUUAAUUGUGUAGGGGCAUUUUUAUGUGUUCUCUAAGUGUUAAAUGCCUUCCUGCCAGAAGAGUUCCUUACAUUAUCUGUGCAAAGAAUAUUUGGUCACAGAUCCAUACAAACCUGGAUCUGUACAGCCUCCGUGCAGCAAAUAGGCAUAAAUUCGUGCAUGGAUCCGUGUAUUUUUUUUUCAAUUCAAUAAUUAAUAUUUUCAGGGGAGGAUAGAGGCAGCGGUUAAAAACUUUCAAAAUCUUAAUAUUUUCCGAAAAAACUACUCCUAAGUAACUGUUAAAAUUAACGAAAAAAGAAACCCCUUCGAGUAUUUUUUCAAUUUCUAGAACUACAGUGUUAGCUGUAUCAAAAGCAUGGCCAGUAAGUAUUAUCCUCCUGUUGGUCACUCUAACUUACUUCUCAGUGUAUUUAUGGCUGUUGAGUAUUUUGCUAAGUAUUGGCGCGAGCUGGUUACAAAUAGUGUCACAGUUUUAGCCAUCAACCUGGUUAAGGAUGCUUGUGAGUUGGAGGGUCGGGCUUUUAGAUUUCAUAGGACACCGAAGAGAUGACAAUUUAUCGUAGCUUUUCAGUUGUGAGCUACCUACAAUGAAGUUAAAUUUCCUAAGUUCAGAUGACAAAAGGGGUUAUUCAAAAUCGGCGAUGUUGCCCCUCUCAUGUAUUUUUCCUGGAGUUGGAUAUGUUGUUCCCUAUUACAAGACACGCCUUUUUUCGGCAACGGCAAGUUCACAAAAAGAUUUAGUGCGCGCUACGUUGAGAACGUGACAAUUCCGUACCUAAAGGGCAUUAGAAUUGAGCAAUAAAGUCGCGGUUGGGAUGAAAAUUCUUUAAGAAUUCCGCACUUUAUAGAUGUGUCCAUGUUUUUAAUGGCGUAUUCAUUUUAACAUGCAUUGUUGCCAAUUUUUCCAUUUGAAAAUUAAUCAAUUUUUUCAAUUUCGCAAAUAUAUCUCGAAAGGGCUCUGAUUUGAUUUGAGUAACAAGUUUUAUAAUCGAUAAUUCGUUUGAUUCCACAUCCAUUGAUUUAUUAUCCUUCGUGUGGAAAUUUUUGUUUGCGAGGUAUGGUCAUUCUUGUAAAGGGCUUUUGGGAGGAACGACGCUCGUUGAGUCCAGGCAGAUAGGAAUUUUAGCCUUCAAAAACACCGGGUGACAUUAAUUCCAAGAUUUCCUGUAUAAUGCUUGAUGCUGAACUAGAAUUUCAACUAUUAUUCACAAAAUGUGUGCAUGAAAGUUGCCAAAUUUGGCGAAAAUUUCUUAAAAUCAGCCUUUCUUUGCACAUUGUGGUGAUCUGACGACCAAAUCGGUAGUUUUCAGAGUUAAAGCUCGUUAAAUUUUCCACAAUAAGGAUUCAAUGCUUUUUACUCAUCGCAAAAUUUUGCGCGGACAAGCAGCAAACUGAAGAAAGCGCCGAUUUCGGUGCUGAUUUUAAGCAAUUUUCGCCAAAUUUGGCAACUUUCAUGCACACAUUUUGUGAAUAAUAGUUGAAAUUCUAAUUCAGCUUCAAGCAUUAUACAGGAAAUCUUAGAAUUAAUGUCACCCGGUAUUUUUGAAGACUAAAAUUCCUAUCUGCCUGGACUCAAUGAGCGUCGUUCCUCCCAAAAGCCCUUUACAAGAAUGACCAUACCUCGCAAACAAAAAUUUCCACACGAAGGAUAAUAUAUCAAUGGAUGUGGAAUCAAACGAAUUAUCGAUUAAAUAAGCACCGAAAUCGGCGCUUUCUUCAGUUUGCUGCUUGUCCGCGCAAAAUUUUGCGAUGAGUAAAAAGCAUUGAAUCCUUAUUGUAGAAAAUUUAACGAGCUUUAACUUUGAAAACUACCGAUUUGGUCGUCAGAUCACCACAAUGCGCAAAGAAAGGCUGAUUUUAAGCAAUUUUCGCCAAAUUUGGCAACUUUCAUGCACACAUUUUGUGAGUAAUAGUUGAAAUUCUAGUUCAGCAUCAAGCAUUAUACAGGAAAUCUUGGAAUUAAUGUCACCCGGUGUUUUUGAAGGCUAAAAUUCCUAUCUGCCUGGACUCAACGAGCGUCGUUCCUCCCAAAAGCCCUUUACAAGAAUGACCAUACCUCGCAAACAAAAAUUUCCACACGAAAGAUAAUAUAUCAAUGGAUGUGGAAUCAAACGAAUUAUCGAUUAUACAACUUGUUACUCAAAUCAAAUCAGAGCCCUUUCGAGAUAUAUUUGCGAAAUUGAAAAAAUUGAUUAAUUUUCAAAUGGAAAAAUUGGUAACAAUGCAUGUUAAAAUAAAUACGCCAUUAAAAACAUGGACACAUCUAUAAAGUGCGGAAUUCUUAAAGAAUUUUCAUCCCAACCGCGACUUUAUUGCUCAAUUCUAAUGCCCUUUAGGUACGGAAUUGUCACGUUCUCAACGUAGCGCGCACUAAAUCUUUUUGUGAACUUGCCGUUGCCGAAAAAAGGCGUGUCUUGUAAUAGGGAACAACAUAUCCAACUCCAGGAAAAAUACAUGAAGCGCAGUGCAGGGUAGGUUUAUUAUUAUUGACAUCUGGGCUGUAGAUUGAAUGUGCACGCUUGGGCCAGCAUUGGACUUGUUCAAGGUUUUUUUAGCCUCAUCAAAAAUAAUUGUAUCAGUUGAGUUACUUGGAGAGAUAGCAAUUCUGUACAAGUCUUCAAUGAGGUCAUCAACGGUGGCCCUAUGAUGCCAAUGAUGAAAUGCACCAACGGGUCAGCUCUCUUAGGCAAAAGAGUGGACCUCUAAGAGGAGGCCUGACAAGCAGAAAUAGCAGAAUGGAUUCCGUAAACAACGUUUGGUUGAUUUCAUAAAAUUAGCAAGGAAAGGAGAAAAUUGAAAUUUCCAACGAGACUCUCAAAAUAUUCAUCGUUGUUUUUUUAUCUUUUCAAACAUCAAUGAAGAAUUUUCAAAUAACUCAAAUACAACGUAGCACUGAAUCAGAGAAUUUUUUGCAUUAAUGCUCUCAGCACAAAAAAAUUGUCCAUGAAGGGUUUCUUUUUCUGAAAAUUGAAGCAGUUUCUUUACAAGUGUUUGAAAAUUACUAUUUUAACACUCACUGUUAUUUUGGUAGAACUGUUAUCGGUCUAUGCCCCAAGCAUAUCACUAUGGAAACCAUGUUGGAGCAUAACUUUUCUGUGAUGCAUUGUAUGGAAGUGUGCAGCCCUAUCCAUGGAAUCCCAAGAAAAUCAAAAUCCAAGCCAAUUUACCAUUCUUGAUUUUUCUGACAGGAAAUCCAGAACCAUGGGCAUGUUCCCUUCUACGAACUUUCUGAACCAUCUAUUUACGUAGAACCCAUGGAUUUUCACAGAUACUCAAACAAAGGAUAUCCAUGAAAUUUCAUGGAUUUCCAUGCUUUCCUCUGUCCAGUUGAAAGCAUUACUUUCAGCAUGGUUGCCUUCUCCAGCAUUUGUGAUUAAUUUUUGAACUAUCAGUGAUUGUAACAUAGAGCCUCAUUUGAAGACUGUUCGCCACCCAUUUGUCCGUCCUGUAAUAAUUCCAAUUCUUAAUUUCACUAUCAUCCAUUAAAAAUGAAGACACCCCCCCCCCCCCCAGUAUGUGCAAUAAAUUUAACAAGAUUUGUCUACAUUUGUUGAAAUUUUAUAAGAGUUCUUGGUCAAUGUUAUUUAUUCAAUGUUUCGCGCAGGUUCUGACCCAGCAUCGUGGAAUUUUAUAGGAGGGGAUGAGGUUUGUCAGGACUGCUUCAUACCGAAUUUAGCUAUGCCUCUGCCCCUAACAUUUUAUUUUCAACAUUUCGAACCUAUGCAUUGAAGAAUAAACUGGGAAGUUUUUAUUGAACAUUUUGAGAUUGGCUUGAUAAUUUUUUUCUCAACCUACAUCUAUUGUACUUUAUAAGAAUAACAUUCAAUAUCACCAUCAGCCGUUUUGUUUCUCAUUGUUGGUUUGCGUGUCAGUGUUAUCUUGGUGUUGUCAGACCAGUGUAAAGUUUAUAGUCUUGUUUACCUUCUCAAUUUAGUCACUAGAUCUCAAUGUAAGUUUCAUUCUUGUAAUUUAUUUCUGUAUUUUUCAUUACCUGAUGUAAAUAGCCCUGAUGUGAGAUGUGAUUUAUUUUAGUUAACCCGAGAGCAGGACAAGUAUAGGGCCACAAGAAAGUCAUGGAAAUUUACCUUCCUUGAAACAAAAUAAUGUUCUUAUGCUCAUGGCGCGAGCCUCAAAUCUAAGACGUUUAGAACAUGUUCAGGAUCAACAUUUGAUUGGUUGCAAUAUUUUGUACAUAGGUAUACGUACCAAUUUUUUUUUUUUUCAAAAUCAAGCAAUGAAUAUUGAAGAGCCUCCUCUGCAUAAAGUAAUUUAGGGAGCAAAUUGUAAAGAAUAGAUAACAUAUAGGAUACUCUUAGACUUUAUGGAUGAACGUUUGCUCUGUGUCGAAGGGCUAAACGAAAAAUGUAUCCUUACAGGUAUCCCUGAAUCUACAUGAGAUAUAUCAUAACUUUUUAUUAUUGAAUUAGUUUACUACUGUUAUCAGUUUACACCAUGCGAAAUUUCAUUCAAAUCAGUAAUCUUUGGUGAGAUAUUUUUGUCUGAUCUAGAACCAGGUUUUGAUGCUAAGUGGCUAAAGCAUUGCGAAGUGAUCUGGUACCUAUUUAACUGGAGAAAACAUUUACUCUCUCAGUGUUAUUCAUUCCUCUCACGUUAAAACUUUAUUGCUCCCAGAGUAGCAACUGAUUCUAGCCAAGCAAGUGAUAUGUUAAGUAAAACUUCCACUCAUCGAUUGCCACCCUAAGAGUGUUGAUUUUCCAACACCACUCAAAUAAGUUGCUCACCAUGUAUCAUAUAAAAUACAUAAUGAAACGAUUAAUUCAUUCAAAAAGUAAUGUAUGAUCUUGAAAAUCCGUAUUACCUCUUUCAUUUCUUUAUUCGUUUUGGCAAAAAUCUCUUAUCUUCCUUAAAAUUUUAAUAGGCAGGCAGGGUGUCUAGUUACUGAGACUUUCCGGAAAACCCAGGACGAAACAGGAAUAAGGGGGAUUGGGAAAGACAUGGAUUUGAGGCUUUCAGUGGGUAUUGGGUUUUUGAAAUUUAUAACCUUAUGUAUACGUGUGGUUGUGGCAAGCCACCAGGCGCGCCUGUGGGUAGGAAAGCAUUGGUGUUGUAGGAGGGGGAGGGAGGUUUGCACCGUAUAAUUGUCAAGACUACUGAAUACAGAGGAAAUGAAACCCCACCUGUCCUCUUUUUUGUAUCGUACCCAUCUUUAAAUUUCUGAGGUUAUCUCAAUCCCGUGUUCCUUCGUCAUUUACCGCUCAAAAUUCAGGUACUUUGUUAUAAAACUAAAAAUGUAAUCUCUGUGAUAGCACAUAGGGUAUCUUAAUGGCUUUAGUGGUUCUUGAGAUAAAGGAGGAGAUACACUCCCCCCAAUGUGCUCUUAAAAUCCUGACAAAAUCGUUAAAAAUCUAGGAAAUCACCGUGCCUUUGGAUGUGGGAUAGAACUAGAACAACACCCUGACAGAUCUAGCCCUUGAUUAAAUUUUUACAUUUCCAUUCGUUAUAAUUUUUUUUCUCUGUAUUUUACCAAAUCAUAAAAGGCUACCAAUUGACAAACUUGAGUUAAAAUAAGCAUGUUACAAGCCGAGUUCCAUUGUUAUCUUUAUUUAAAGUUUUCUGUGGUUAUAAAUACACAAUAUUCUUGUAUAUUCAACAUUUUUGUGAAUUCUUUAGGAUUAAUCAAUAUCAAAAAUUCUUUAUUUUAUUUGUGAUUCAGUAAAAAUGUACAAUUCAAAAUAUACGUACUUCCUCAUGAUUAAA